Molecule: messenger RNA, 1934 nt
Organism: Saprolegnia parasitica CBS 223.65
Lineage: Eukaryota; Oomycota; Saprolegniomycetes; Saprolegniales; Saprolegniaceae
Exons: 12
Coding region: 39-1934 (631 amino acids)
Source: RefSeq, a predicted model, not a curated record
CGUUUCAGCCACUUUUUCGUGCCACCGAGCUGCCACCGAUGUCGUUCGCGUCCCGCGUCCUUCCGUUCCUGCAGUCCGAGCACCAGCGCCACGCCGCCGCCAUCCGCGCCUCCAUGGAGGCCAUGCGCCGCUAUGCGCCGCUCACGCCGGCCCAGAUCCAGCGCCUCGAGGCCGCCGGCAACCGCGCCGAGUCGUGGGCGACCGUGCACACGAGCAGCCCAUCCCUCGCGCAUCUCGACCGCAUCCGCAACUGCUCGUUCCGCGGCCACGUCUACUUUGAAACGUUUGCCAAGAACACGGUGGUUGAAGGCGUGCCCUUUCCGAGCGGCCUCUACAACAGCACGCUCAGCGACGCGUUCAUUGCCGCCGACGCGCUCGUCCACGACACGUUCCUUCUCCACGGCACGUACGUUGCAUCGGGUGCGAGCGUCGUCGGGUGCGGUACGAUCACCGUCUCGGCGGCGCCGAUCUACGGCAACAACAACCCGCUCAAGGUUGGCGUCGAGAUUGGCGGCCGCGAGAUCCACGCCUUCGCCGACCUUCCGUUUGACCUCGCGGUUACGGUUGGCCAGAACCGGUCGGAUAGCACCGAGCUCGCCGCGUACGCUGCCAACGUGGCGACCUACACGGCAGCGAUCACCUGCGCCGUCAACGUCAUUGGCGCCGACGCCCAAGUGCUGCGCUGCGCCAAGCUCCACGACGUCUUUGCCGGCGACUUUGCCGUUUUGCAAGAUUCGAUCGUGCUCAACUCGACCGUGCUGUCGUCCAACGCGGAGCGCAGUCGCAUCACGGGCUUCUCGCACGUGACCGACUCGAUCCUGCAGUGGCACGCCGUCGUCGAAGGCGGCAGCAGCGUUGAGCGCGCCUUCCUCUGCGAGUACUCGCACGUCGAGCGCCAUGGCAUCGUCAUGGACUCGCUCCUCGGCCCCAACACGUCAAUCGCCGAAGGCGAGGUGACGUCCAGCUUCCUCGGGCCCUUUGUGGGCUUUCACCAUCAAGCCAUGAUCAUUGCGUCCUUCUGGCCCGAAGGCAAGGGCAACAUUGGGUAUGGCGCCAACGUCGGCAGCAACCAUACGCUCAAGGCGCCGGACCAAGAGCUCUGGCCGGGCGAAGGCGUCUUUUACGGCCUCAGCGUCUCGGUCAAGUUCCCGAGUAACUUUACGCACGCGCCGUACUCGGUGCUCGCGACGGGUGUCAACACGCUACCGCAGCGGCUCGAGAUGCCAUUUGCGCUCGUCAACCUGCCAGGCCACAACAUUCCGGCCUUGUCGCCGGCGGUCAACGAGAUCUUUCCCGGGUGGGUCCUGGGCAGCAGCAUCUUCACGGUACUCCGCAACAUGGACAAGUUUGAGAAGCGCAACCGCGCAACACGCACGAUCAUCGAGCACGAAAUCUUCCGCCCCGAGAUUGUUCGCAUGAUGCAAGUGGCGCUUGAGCGCUUGGCGUCGCCCAAGGACACGUCGCUCACGCUCGGAACGCAAAAGAUCUACACCGACAAGCAGGUGCCUGGCCUUGGCAAGAACUACAUGACGGAAGCCUCGCGCGUCGCGGGCAUUCGAGCGUACACGUUUUUCAUUCGCUUUUACGCACUCAACGGCUUUUACACGGCCUUGCGCACCGGCACGCAGCCCCUCGAGUCGCUCUUGGCAGCCUCGCCAAGCUCGGCACGGUGGGCGCAUGAGCGCAGCAUUCUGUUGGCGGCGACGCCGGACGCAAGCGGCGCCGACCUCCUCCGGGAGCUCGUGGCGGCGUACAAGAGCGUGGCCAAAGACGCUGAAGUCGGCAAGGCCCGGGACGACAAGCGUGGGCAGCAGAUCAUCCCCGACUACAACCAUGUGCACAAGAAGGCGUCCGAAGAACGCAUCGUCUUGGACGCGCAGCGCCGCGCGGCCGAGAUGGAAGCUGCGGUCGCCACGUACCUUCCGCGCCUCUGA